AUGGCAAGGAAGAACAAGAAUAACAAGAACAAAGUCAAGUCACCCCGCCUACCUCCCCUUUUCAUCACGCCCACGCUGCGUCCGAACCGCCCACCUCGCCUCACUUCCUCGAGCUCUUGCUGCGCCCGUGGACUGCCCCCCGACUGCGCUCCCCCAACCCACGCCGCUGCGCACACCGGUAUUGCGAGUUGCAUACCUUCGCUCAGUACUGCAGGGAACUUGUAUGAAGAGGAACCAAAGAUUCUCGACCUCGAGAGGAAGGCCGCCCUCCUGCCGCGGCCACGUCUGCGGCAGGCUCUGACGUCACAAAUUGGAUCUCAAAACUGUUCGUUCAAAAGAAACGUUUGGGCGCAGGUGUUCGUUGUUGGACGGUUGGUAGUCUACCUGCUCAGGCGGAGCGGCGGGCGCGCGGGCGGCCCCCGCCCCGGCGUCGGGCCCGCCCGCGCCGCCCGCAUUUGCGCCGCGCCACAGAGUGAAGGACUUUACGGAUGCAAACUCCCCGGUGCUUCCCCUGCCCACGCCGCCGCUGCCGCGCCCGCGAGGCCGCCCAAGCCUCUAGGUUUAACGCCUCUCCCACCCCGGCUGACGGGCUGCCGGGUGCAGCCGCACCUCCCGGCCCGCACGCGCGCGCCACACGCCCUCCUGCAGGCGUCUCUGUGCUGCUGCCCGCCACGCCCUCCUGGUGCUUGGUUCGCGCCGCCCUCCCCCCCACGGCAGCCGCCGCCGCCGCCCUUCGCCCCCGCCGGCCCCCGAGCGCCAGGGCGUGGAGGCGGCGGCGGGAGCGGGCGUGGCGACAGCGCUGGGGAUGGCGGCCCGAACAGCUUCAAUACGCACCAUCAUGUUCCACACCCGACAAAACAUCUUCAACAUCUUCAUUUGCGACGCGAAGUUAUAUCAAAGAAGUUUAAACUGUAA
Molecule: messenger RNA, 915 nt
Organism: Penaeus vannamei (Pacific white shrimp)
Lineage: Eukaryota; Metazoa; Arthropoda; Malacostraca; Decapoda; Penaeidae
Source: RefSeq, a predicted model, not a curated record